AUGAUGCUUGUUCUUGUUGGGGUGUAUAUUGUUAUGUACAGAGGUGUAGCAGAUGCUUCUAUAUCUCCAAUGGAGAAACAUGAGAAAGAGGCAUUGUACUCUGCUAUUCAAGGUUUUGUUGGAAAUGAGUGGAAUGGUUCAUUUCUUUAUCCUGAUCCUUGUGGCUGGACAUCAAUUGAGGGAGUAUCAUGUGAUUUCUCCAAUGGCUUCUGGCACGUAACGGAUUUAACUAUUGGAGACCUAUAUGACAAUUCCCUUCGUUGCUCCCAAGCUGCAGAGUUCACAGAACACUUGUUUAACCUCAAGCAUCUAAAAAGACUUUCCUUCUCAAAUUGCUUCCUCUCAGAUCAGCACAAAUCAAUUCCCAUUUCAAAUUGGGAUAGUCUCGCGAACAGCCUUGAAUCGUUAGAGUUCCGAUCAAAUCCUGGUCUUAUUGGGACAAUUCCCACAAGUUUUGGCUACCUUAAGAAUCUUCAAUCUUUAGUACUGCUGGAAAAUGGACUGAAAGGAGAAAUACCAGAAGCUUUAGGCAAUUUAACUAAACUAAAGCGCCUCGUUUUGGCAGGCAACAAUUUUAUUGGUCCUAUUCCAACUAGUCUAGGAAGAUUGACAAAUCUUUUGAUACUUGACACAAGCAGGAAUUUUCUAUCUGGUGCAUUACCUGUGACUAUUGGUGAUUUAUCUUCGCUCAUAAAGGUCGACUUGAGCAACAAUCGAUUAGAUGGAAAAUUGCCUCGAGAAAUUGGAGGACUAAAGAGUCUAACACUACUUGAUCUCAGCCACAACAAUUUCUCUGAUGGUUUGCCAGAGACAUUUCAAGAAAUGGAUUCCUUAGAAGAACUUGUGUUAUCUGACAAUCCGAUAGGCGAUUAUGUUACAAGAAUUCAAUGGAGGAACAUGAAAAACUUGGAAAUGUUGGAUCUUUCAAACAUGGGAUUGAAAGGGAAUAUACCAAAUUCCAUGACAGAAAUGAAGAAACUGAGAUUCCUCAGCCUCAGUAAUAACAUUCUUUCAGGAAUUAUUCCGUCAAAAUUCGAGAAAAUAUCAACUAUUAAUGCUCUAUACUUGGAUGGAAAUGAUUUCACAGGGAAACUUGAAUUUUCACAAAGGUUUUAUACAAAAUUAAGGAGUCGUUUUCGAGCUUCAGGUAAUGUGAAACUCUGCUUGUCCCUCGAGUUAACGUCAACAAGUCAUGUUCCAGAAGGAGUAAAACAAUGUGAACAAGAAAGUACAGUAGAUAGUAAAGAAUCAGACUCCAAUUUAAAAAAUGAAGAUUUGAGUCAGAAUUCCCACCAUAUUAUAGCUUCUUUGGGGCAUUCAGGACAUGUUAUGGAAUUCGUCUUUUGGGCUGAAACUGAAACUGAAACUGAAACUUCUCUGGAAUCAGGAAAAUCAGAGCAUUUCUGA
Molecule: messenger RNA, 1407 nt
Organism: Solanum tuberosum (potato)
Lineage: Eukaryota; Viridiplantae; Streptophyta; Magnoliopsida; Solanales; Solanaceae
Product: piriformospora indica-insensitive protein 2-like
Exons: 4
Coding region: 1-1407 (468 amino acids)
Molecular function (GO): protein binding
Source: RefSeq, a predicted model, not a curated record